Molecule: messenger RNA, 930 nt
Organism: Aureobasidium melanogenum CBS 110374
Lineage: Eukaryota; Fungi; Ascomycota; Dothideomycetes; Dothideales; Saccotheciaceae
Exons: 2
Coding region: 1-930 (309 amino acids)
Source: RefSeq, a predicted model, not a curated record
AUGCUUUCACCAGUCUGGAUCGCCGUAAUUCUCUCGGGCAGCUUCUUGCUCCUGCUUUUCGGAGUCAACGUCCCUCACGAAUUCUCAUCGCAACCACCAAAGCCGACAAUUCAUAUUGAUGAGUCUCAACCAAAUGCUGGUGGUGUGGCCGAUCUGAUCUUGUACACUUACCACGAAACGGACGAGGCCUUCAAAAACCUCGACUUCUUUUUGAAGCAUGCACUCCACGACAAAGCCGACUUUGUCUUUAUCAUGAACGGAGAAUACACCAUCAGUAUACCGGAUCUACCAAAUGUCAAGGUUAUUGAUCGCCCGAAUACAUGUUACGACCUCGGCGCCUAUGGAGAAGUCUUGCGAGCCGAUGACUCCCUUCUCGCAACCAAGUACUCGCGAUUUAUCAUGAUAAAUGCUUCUCUAAGGGGACCUUUCUUCCCUUCAUGGGCAAACAAUUGCUGGUCCGACACAUACCUGAACAAGCUCUCCGAUCGCGUCAAACUAGUGGGUAUGACUUACAACUGCGCGCACGGUGAAGGUUAUCCUCCUCAUCUGCAGUCGAUGAUCAUGGCAACCGAUAAACAAGGCAUGGCUGCCAUCCUGCCAAAUCUCAAGUGUUUCGAGACUAUGAUAUCAGCUGUUGCAGAUGGAGAAACUCAGAUCAGUCGCUGGAUUCAAGAAGCUGGCUAUGGGAUUCAUGCCUUGAUGUCGAGUUUCACGGCAUACGGUGGCGAGGAGAGUGAGAAGGUGUAUCUGGAAGCCUGCUCUGGCUCUGACACUUUGUUUUCUGGAAAACACAAUGGGACCUCCUUGCACCCAUUCGACACGAUAUUCUCAAAGACGAAUCGACCGUGGAAUGAGUAUGACAGGAAAGUGAUUGAUCAACUCACUGAGUAUGCGCACCUCUCCGGGUACUCAAGCUACGACCACUGUUGA